AUGCGUCAAUAUAUUCCUUGCACCACCUUGUAUCAGAACUCACAACUUCAAGAGUUCCUGUUCCUGGAUCCUGCACUGCAGAAGCAGGCAGUGAAUGCGAAGAAAAUGGAGAAAUUGAAGAAAAAGGUGGAAUGGAAGAAGGAGAAGAAACAGAAGCUCAUGGAAAAGCGGAAAUAUCCAGAGCAGAUGGAUGCCAAGGACCUAGCCCCGCUGCGACAGUGCCUGGGACCUGGCUGUGUGAAUCCCACCCGGCCAGGCUCCAAGUACUGCUCAGACAACUGUGGCAUGAAGCUGGCAGCUGAACGCAUCUAUGAGAUCCUGCCCCAGCGCAUCCAGCAGUGGAAUAACAGCCCCUGCAUUGCUGAGGAGCAUGGCAAGAAAAUGCUCGAGAGAAUCCUCCAUGAGCAGCAGGAUGCCCACACCCGCCUGAAGUACAUGGAGUGUCAGUUCCAUGAACUUGAGGCCAUCAUUCUGCGUGGCAAGCAGCAGGCUGUGUGCUAUGAUGAGGAGAGCACCAAAGUUAUCAACGACACCGUCCAACAGAUCUUCUGUGUCUCCUGUGGGAAAUCCAUCAGUAUGCAUGUUGCCCUCCGCCACAUGGAGCACUGCUUCGCCAAGUAUGAGUGCAAAUCGUCCUUCGGGUCCUUGUACCCCACUUGCAUUGAAGGGGCCACAAGACUCUUCUGUGAUGCUUAUGACCCAAAGAGUAAGAGGUAUUGUAAACGGCUCCAGGUGCUAUGCCCUGAGCACUCAAAGGACCCCAAGGUAACGGAUGAUGAGGUGUGUGGUUGCCCACUAGUGCACAAUGUCUUUGAACUCACCGGUAAUUUCUGCCGCCUCCCCAAACGCCUGUGCAUCCACCACUACUGCUGGGAAAAGCUGAGGCGUGCUGAGGUGGACCUAGAGCGCGUGCGAGCGUUGUACAAGUUGGAACAGCUGAGUGAGCAGGAGCACAAGGUGCGCACAGCUAUGAGGAACCGGGCGGGUCUGCUCGCCCUGAUGCUUCACCAGACAGUCCAGCAUGAUCCCCUCACCAAUGACCUGCGCUCUAAAGUACACAACUGA
Molecule: messenger RNA, 1065 nt
Organism: Miniopterus natalensis
Lineage: Eukaryota; Metazoa; Chordata; Mammalia; Chiroptera; Miniopteridae
Product: CXXC-type zinc finger protein 1-like
Biological process (GO): positive regulation of DNA-templated transcription
Cellular component (GO): Set1C/COMPASS complex
Source: RefSeq, a predicted model, not a curated record